AUAGCGAUAUCGAACUUCGCCUAUCUUUACUAGCGCUCACCGAAUUUCGGACCAAAACCCCCCGUCGACUCCGAAUCGUCGACGACGCUCGAGAAUUCUCUCUCUCUCUUCUCUCUCUCUUCUUUCUCUCUCUAGCUUUUCCGAAGCUAAUUUUCGGCCAUGGCGCUGCAGCUGUGGGAGACCCUCAAGGAAUCCAUCGUCGCCUACACCGGCCUCUCGCCGGCGACCUUCUUCACCGUCCUCGCCCUCGGCCUCGCCGUCUACUACGUCGCCUCCAGCCUCUUCGGCUCGCCGGCCGACCACCACCAGCGGCCGCGGGACUACCAGGAGCAGAUGCAGCCCCUGCCCCCUCCCGUCCAGCUCGGCGAGAUCUCCGAGGAGGAGCUCAAGCAGUACGACGGCGCCGACCCCAAGAAGCCCCUCCUGAUGGCCAUCAAGGGUCAGAUCUACGACGUGUCCCAGAGCAGGAUGUUUUAUGGGCCAGGAGGUCCCUAUGCUCUAUUUGCUGGAAAGGAUGCAAGCAGAGCUCUUGCAAAGAUGUCAUUUGAAGAGAAAGAUCUGACUGGGGAUAUAUCUGGUCUUGGCCCAUUUGAAAUUGAUGCUUUGCAGGACUGGGAGUACAAGUUCAUGAGCAAGUAUGUUAAGGUCGGAACCAUCAAGAAGACUGUCCCAGUGACAGAAGGAGAGUCCACUGCUGAACCUGCAGAAGUCGCUGAUAAAGAUGUGCCUAAGACGAGUGAAGAUGGCCCAUCGGAGAGCACUGAGGCUAAAACUGAAGAAAUCCCCUCAUCAGUCAAAACUGAGGAUGCUGAGUGAGCGAGGUUUGGGGAGUACUGUUGUCCGUGUGCUUCUCCGUUAUCAUACCCAUAUUCCAAAAAUAACUUACUGUUUCGAGGCCUAGGACACUGUAUGUCGACUCUCAUGGAUAUUUAGUUAUUCAAAUAAUGUAUUUGGCACCCCAUGAACUUACAUAUGUCAGAUUUUGGAGCCGCGACUUGUAUUUUGCCUUGUCGUAGUGUGAUAAUGUAACUGUAAAUGAGGAUCUGGAAAAUAUAUUUUCUUCUUAAGAAUGUUACGGGUGCA
Eucalyptus grandis is the source of this 1083-nucleotide messenger RNA. RefSeq names its product membrane steroid-binding protein 1. The transcript is spliced from 2 exons. Gene Ontology annotation, cellular component: endomembrane system; membrane. Bases 160 to 816 code for a protein of 218 amino acids. The record is from RefSeq and is a predicted model, not a curated record. Lineage: Eukaryota; Viridiplantae; Streptophyta; Magnoliopsida; Myrtales; Myrtaceae.